Messenger RNA from Puntigrus tetrazona (Sumatra barb), 4283 nucleotides. It is a transcript of the gene lgr6, whose product is annotated as leucine-rich repeat-containing G-protein coupled receptor 6. Gene Ontology annotation, biological process: G protein-coupled receptor signaling pathway. The record is from RefSeq and is a predicted model, not a curated record. Gene Ontology annotation, cellular component: membrane. NCBI's taxonomy places the organism in Eukaryota, Metazoa, Chordata, Actinopteri, Cypriniformes, Cyprinidae. Gene Ontology annotation, molecular function: protein-hormone receptor activity; protein binding; G protein-coupled receptor activity.
CUGCCUGAAACAGUGCCCGCCUGCGUGCCAGUGUGAGGAGGAUGGCAUCCUACUGCUCGUGGACUGCUCCGAACAAGGACUAUCCAGUGUGCCAGCUGACCUAAGUCCUUUGACGUCUUACCUGGAUCUCAGUAUGAACAACAUCAGCGAGAUUCAGCCCAACGCUUUCCACAACCUGCACUUCCUCAGUGAACUGAGACUCUCGGGCAACCACCUGAGACACAUCCCUGGCCCCGUGUUCCAAGGCCUCUACAACCUCAAAGUCCUGAUGUUGCAGAAUAACCAGUUGGAGAGAUUGCCCAGCGAAGACCCUUGGGAAUUACCCAAUUUGCUUUCUCUGCGUCUGGAUGCCAACCUGAUUAUGGAGGUGCCAGCAAGGACCCUCUCGGGUAUGCGGUCCCUGCGGCACUUGUGGCUUGAUGACAAUGCCCUGACAGAGAUCCCAGUAAGCGCCCUCAAUGACCUCUCUUCGCUCCAGGCUAUGACCCUUGCCCUAAACCGCAUCACCCACAUCCCAGACUAUGCCUUCAGGAACCUUUCCAACCUAGUUGUGCUGCAUCUUCAUAACAACAUGAUCCAGACCCUCGGACAGAACUGCUUUGAGGGACUGCACAGCCUCGAGACUCUGGAACUGAACUUCAAUGACCUUCAAGAGUUCCCCGUGGCCAUUCGCACACUCGCCAAGCUUCAGGAACUGGGCUUCCACAACAACAACAUUAAGGCCAUUCCUGAGAGAGCGUUUGUGGGGAACCCACUUCUGCAGACCAUUCAUUUCUACGAGAACCCCAUUCAGUUUGUUGGCAGAUCAGCAUUUCAGUUCUUGCCAAAGUUACACACGCUCUCUUUGAACGGGGCCACUGAGAUCCGAGAGUUUCCCGAUUUGAAAGGAACCACCAGCCUGCAAGUACUUACACUGACCCGAGCUGGACUGACCGGACUGCCAUAUGAUCUCUGCCACCUGCUGCCUAAAUUAAGAGUGCUGGAGCUGUCGCACAAUGCCAUCGAAGAGCUGCCGAGUUUCUAUCACUGUGCCUCUCUUCAGGAGAUAGGCCUGCAGCACAAUCUGAUCAAACAGAUUGAGAUGAACACAUUCCAACAGCUCGGCUCUCUGCGUUCACUGGAUCUAAGCUGGAACAGGAUCAACACCAUCCACCCUGAUGCCUUUUCCUCUCUUCAGUCGCUCAUUAAACUAGAUCUCACUGGGAACCGCUUGAGCAGUCUCCCGCUUACUGGGCUAACAAGUCUCACUCACCUAAAACUGAAAGGAAACAUGGCACUCUCGCAUACCUUCAGAGAGGAAGACUUCCCCAACAUAAGGGUCAUUGAGAUGCCAUAUGCCUAUCAGUGCUGUGUUUUUGGAGCCUGCAACAGCUACAAAGCAGCCAGUCAGUGGGAAGAACAGAUGGGCAGUGAAGAGGAAGAUCUCCAGAAGAAAGCUCUGUCCCUGUUCCCCAUUCACACCGACAACAACUAUGACCUUGACUUAGAGGAAUUCCAGUUAGCUAUUGAAGAAUCCAAACUACAAACCAGCAUACAGUGUACCCCCAUCCCAGGUCCAUUUAAACCGUGCGAUAACCUGUUUGACAGUUGGGUGGUACGGCUUGGCAUGUGGCUCAUCUCUUUGGUCUCGCUGAUGGGAAACAGCAUUCUCCUCAUGACAGUCUUUGUCCCCAGCUAUCUCUCUCCUGUUAAAUUCAUCAUCGGCACCAUCAGUGGUGCCAACCUGCUUACAGGCCUUUGCACCGGCACCCUGGCACUGGUUGACGCCCGGACAUUCGGAGAGUUCGCCCUGCAUGGUGCUCAAUGGGAAAUGGGUGCAGGAUGCCAAACAACAGGCUUCCUUUCAGUUCUAGCCUCGGAGGGCUCCAUACUCUUCUUGACCUUGGCUGCAGUGCAGUGUAGCGUGUCUGUGUCCUGUGCUCGAGCCUAUGGAAAGUCGCCCUCUCUGGGAAGUGUGCGAGCUGCUGCAGUGGCAUGCUUGGCACUUUCGUUUGCAGUCGCCGCUUUGCCACUAAUUGGGGUCGGAGAGUACGGAGCAACUCCGUUCUGCAUGCCCUCACCACUCCCGGAUGGCGAACCUUCCACGUUGGGUUUCAUGGUAGCUCUGAUAAUGAUGAACUCCUUGUGUUUCCUGGUGAUCACCGGAACUUACAUCAAGUUGUACUGGGACCUGAUGAAGGGCGACUUUGACAGUAUUUGGGAUUGCGCCAUGAUCAAGCACGUAGCCUGGCUCAUCUUCACCAAUUGCCUGCUCUACUGCCCAGUGGCCUUCCUCACCUUCUCCUCUCUUCUGGGACUCUUUCCUGUGAGUGAGGAGGUUGUCAAAUCAGUGGUCCUGGUGCUUCUGCCUCUUCCUGCGUGCAUCAAUCCCUUGCUCUACCUUCUCUUCAAUCCACACUUCCGUGAAGAUGCGCGUCUGCUUUUGAGCAGAGCUCACCUCCAUCACGACCGCAACCUGGAUUCUUUCGUCUCUGUUGACACGGAGAAAAGCUCAUAUGACUCCACUCAAGCCUUGGUGUCCUUUGCCGCUGAAACAGAUGCUGCUUUCGAGAGCUCAUCAGCACCAAAACCAGAGACGGUCGCCAGGUUUUCUUGCCCACCCUCAGUGCCUCUCAUCCAAUGCCAGAUGCAGAUGAAACCCUCAACAGAAAGGGAUAACGUUGCAGAGAACCUGGUCAGGUCAACACCAGGACUCAUUGUCAAAGAGCAGGAGCACCUUAGGAGCAGUGGACAGGACACUCAUAAUGGAACCUCCUUCUCUGGAGUCUACCACUCCACGCAUCUCUCAACUCAUUCUUAAGUCUUCUCCUAAACUCUAAAGUUGUAAAGGACCCUUUGAGUGUGAGAAGUCAUGAGCCCACAUAUGAACUGACCCUUAAAACCUUCAGAGCUAAUGAACAAUGAACUGUAUUUUGGGACUAUAUAUAACCAUACUGUCCCAACCGCUACAUGGCAUUAAAGGGAAAAAAAAGGAAAGAAAAGCCUAAUCGCAUUUUGUGACAUAAUCUUGUGGGCCAUUUAGUAAUUUAAGCAACAAUCUUCAAAUGUUAAAAAAAUCUGCAUUUAUUUUUUGUAACUUGUUUGUGUAACUUGAUUUAAAGGAGUGUUCUGGGUUUAACAUCAUGUCCAUGCAUUGAUGAUUUUCACAGAAAAUUAUUUCUUUUUUGUUAAUGUACAUACAAUGUAAGUCUACGAGGCAAAGUACUGCACCUGCAUAAAAACUCAAAUUCACAAUUCUUGUUGUUUUGAACCUGGAACAUUCCUUUAAUUAGUGAAUAUCAUAGGGAUGUUUGUUGAUGUACAAGGAGUUAUGCAUCAAAAUAUUUCAAUGUAAAAAAAUGUCUCAAAAAGCUCAAUUCUUAUGUACACAAACUUUUAUGCAUUCAUUUCCAAGUGUGUAUAUAUCAAAGUCUUGUUAAUUAUUUGCAAGUCAUCACUUGCUUACAUGCCCCUAGGGAAUUAAAAAAAAUAUGGGAAGGUAAAUACCUUUGUAUAUUGUCAAGUAAUAUUUAAUGUCUUGAAAACAACAACAGCAAAAACAUCAUGCAAACAGGUGCUAAAACAUGCUGCCAUAAACAUACUCUCUGCAAGUACAUUGAAGGGUUUGUGGUGUUAAUUCAGGUAGUCAACUAAAAACGUGUUGACAGCUAAUUUUAACCAAUUAAUGACUGUUGCCUCACCAUGACAGAAGCAACAAUGCACCACAGGAGACGAGACAUUAAGCAAAUUUAACAUUACAACUUUACAAUCAAAUGAAAGCUUUUGCAUCCAUGUACUUGCAUAGCCUAUGUUUGAGCUUCACAAUGUCUUUUUUUCCCCAAGUCCACAGGAUUAAGGUAGAGCAAAACAUGAAAUAUAUCGAACAUGUUGACGCUAUAAACUGAAGAUUCAAAAGAACUAUGAGUGGUUUGAUUAGGUUGUAAUAAAGCUUGGUCAGGAUCUUUUACAGAUUGUAAAGUAGGCUAGCUAUCGUAUUGUAAAAUAUAACUACCUCUGAUCUAGCAUGCUAUACCUUUUUAUCCUUAUUGAUUUCUAUUCUUUUUAUAUUAAAUGUAUAUUAAAAUGUAAUUUUUAUAUUGAAAUUUUAAGAUCUUUGUACAACAGACACUAUUCUGGAUGUAAAUAUUUUCAUAUUUCUGUAUACAUGUGAUAAAGAAUGAUUUAAUAAAGUUAUUAGUUUCAUAAAUGUAUGUCUUGAAGACUACUGAACGAUUCAGGGAGAUAUGAAUGUAAAAACAGUCAAAGGUACUUUACAUUUUCAUUAACGAUAAACAUCAAAUCCU